AUGGCAAUUAAACGUGCCCCAUCCUUGUUCAUUUCCCACGGUGCGGGACCUUUUGCCAUUCUUGGAUCUCCGCAUCAGCAACCCCUUGUCGACCUCUGUAAAGAGAUACAAUGGGUGCUUGAUGGUGCUAAGGGCGUGAUCGUCGUCACAGCGCACUGGGAAACUGACCGUCCGUAUGUAUCUUCAGCCCUCAACCCGGAAUUAUAUUACGACUAUUUCGACAACCUCGCAGGUCAACUUCCUAGAGAAGCUUUUGAGAUCAAGUACCCUGGUAAAGGUGAUCCAGAACUGGCUCAGAAGAUCAAGGACAAACUUGAUCAACAUGGCUUGCAGGCUAUACUUGAUGACACUCGUGGUUGGGACCACGGAGUCUGGGUGCCGAUGAUUCUGCUUCGGCCACAAGCAGACAUCCCUAUAGUCCAAGUUUCCAUCCCAAACGGACGCGAUGAGGCAACUGAACCAGCCUUGAAACUUGGACGAGCCCUUGCAGGGCUCAGAGAUGAAGGUUAUAUUAUUCUUGGCAGCGGGUCCAGCUACCACAAUUUCAAUGCCGUAAUUGACUCUAUUAUGGGCCAGUCGAAUGGCGCGUCACCCAUUCCGAGUAAUCGGCCUUUUGAGGAUGCGAUGGAUGAAGUAGCGAAACUGCCAGACGCGAACCAAAAGGCGGCGAAGAUUCUCAAGUGGAGAGAGGAAUUUCCAGAUAGCGAGGCUGUCCAACCCGUGGGUUCCUCGGAGCAUUUUGUACCAUUCAUUGUCAACAUUGGCGCGGCUGGAAAUGAUGUUGGAAGGAAAUUGGGCGAGUGGGAUCUCUUUGGCACUAUCAUGAGUUUCUACAUGUGGUAG
Molecule: messenger RNA, 843 nt
Organism: Talaromyces proteolyticus
Lineage: Eukaryota; Fungi; Ascomycota; Eurotiomycetes; Eurotiales; Trichocomaceae
Product: Extradiol ring-cleavage dioxygenase, class III enzyme, subunit B
Exons: 1
Coding region: 1-843 (280 amino acids)
Molecular function (GO): zinc ion binding; oxidoreductase activity, acting on single donors with incorporation of molecular oxygen; ferrous iron binding
Source: RefSeq, a predicted model, not a curated record